UAAAUAGAAACAGGUCCAUUUUCAAUAUUUAACAACAACAAAAAUAAUGAUUAGUAUUAUGAUAAGUAGCUACUAUUUAUUUAUUAUACAUCAUAAAAAUAUUAGAAUAUUUUCUAUUUUAUCAAAAACUUCUCAUUUUAUUUCUCUUUCUAGAUUAAAUCACCAAUUGUGGCCCUAGUGGCACUUGCAGUAUUCUCUAAAGCAUACAAGAAUCCCCAUUACGCACCGGGAAGAUCUGUGAAUGUACACCUAUUCGAAUGGAAAUGGGAUGACAUUGCAGCGGAAUGCGAAAAUUUCUUAGGACCAAGAGGUUUCGGUGGUAUUCAGAUCUCGCCACCUAACGAGAACGUAAUACUAUGGACAUACAAUCGUCCAUGGUGGGAGCGCUAUCAACCUAUGUCUUAUUUAUUAGACACGCGCUCGGGAGGUGAAGCCCAAUUCGCGGACAUGUUGAGACGUUGCAACGCCGCUGGUGUCAGAAUCUACGUUGAUGCAGUUAUUAAUCAUAUGACGGGCGAACCUCCAGAGAACGUUGGUACAGCAGGUAGUACAGCCACUUUCAGGGAUUGGGACUACCCCGCAGUACCUUAUACCUGGGAGCACUUUAAUUGGCCACACUGCGUCAUAGAUGGAAUGGACUACGUCAACAAUGCAUGGAGAGUGCGCAACUGUGAACUUGUCGGUUUGAAGGAUCUAAACCAGGCAAACGAACACGUUCGUAAUAUGAUUGUCAACUUUAUGAAUCACCUGAUUGAUCUAGGAGUAGCUGGUUUCAGAAUCGAUGCUGCCAAACACAUGUGGCCUCAUGAUCUCGAAGUAAUAUAUAAUCGUUUAAACGAUCUGAACACAGCACAUGGAUUUCCUGCCAACGCUCGUCCGUAUAUAUACCAGGAAGUCAUUGACUAUGGUGGAGAAGCUAUCAGCAGAGACGAAUACACACCCAUUGGAGCCGUAACUGAGUUUAAAGUUGGCAUGGAACUUAGCAGAGCAUUCAGAGGAAACAAUCAAUUGAAAUGGCUGGAAUCUUGGGGACCUCAGUGGGGCUUACUUGAGCACAGUGAUGCUUUAACCUUUAUUGAUAACCAUGACAACGAAAGAGGUCACGGAGGCGGCGGCGCCAUGUUAACUUACAAGGAACCUAGACCGUACAAAGGCGCAAUAGCUUUCUUAUUAGCUCAUCCAUAUGGAGAACCUCAAAUCAUGAGUAGUUUUGCGUUCCACGAUUCUGAAAUUGGUCCACCUAUGAAUCAUCAGGGACAUAUAAUUUCACCAUCUUUUAACUCGGAUGGUACUUGCGGAAACGGCUGGGUGUGCCAGCAUAGAUGGCGGCAGAUCUUCGCAAUGGUAGCAUUUAGAAAUGUAGCAGGCAACACUGGUAUCAACGACUGGUGGACGAACGGCUUUAACCAAAUUGCAUUCUGCCGAGGUGGCAACGCAUUUAUCGCCUUCAACAACGAUUCUUGGGAUCUUAACCAGAACUUGCAGACUUGUCUUCCAGCAGGCAGAUAUUGUGACGUCAUAUCCGGAGUAAAAGCUGGCAACUCUUGCACUGGCAAGACGGUAACGGUUGGCAAUGACGGGCGCGCGAAUAUCUAUGUCGGUGCCCUCGACUACGAUAUGAUACUGGCCAUACAUAUCGGAACUGAGGUGCUUGUUUUACUUUGUUUCCAAAUUAUACAAACAUAUGUUUUUAGUUAAAACUCAAUGGUAAACUUAAUAAUAAAAAAUUGGAGUCACGUUACA
Molecule: messenger RNA, 1743 nt
Organism: Diatraea saccharalis (sugarcane borer)
Lineage: Eukaryota; Metazoa; Arthropoda; Insecta; Lepidoptera; Crambidae
Source: the annotation of a GenBank genome assembly